Lottia gigantea (owl limpet) is the source of this 171-nucleotide messenger RNA. RefSeq lists its product as hypothetical. Gene Ontology annotation, biological process: regulation of transcription by RNA polymerase II. The annotation marks the transcript as partial. Gene Ontology annotation, molecular function: RNA polymerase II cis-regulatory region sequence-specific DNA binding; DNA-binding transcription factor activity, RNA polymerase II-specific. The transcript has 2 exons. Gene Ontology annotation, cellular component: nucleus. The record is from RefSeq and is a predicted model, not a curated record. Lineage: Eukaryota; Metazoa; Mollusca; Gastropoda; Lottiidae.
AAGAAAGCCCGAACCAAUUACACACCGGAACAAGUUCGAGGCCUCGAAAAGGUAUUCCUGGAAACACCCUACCCAGAACCAGAAGCCAUGGAAAAACUCUCAAAAGAACUUGAAAUCCCAGAACAGAAAUUAAAGGUCUGGUUCCAAAACAAACGUGCUCGAUGGAGGCGA